AUGGAUUUGCCGGACGACAAUGCUGCCAUGGUGACGCACCUCUCGCCCAGCACACACGCUGAUGUCCUGUCCCUUAUACGACUGACAGGGCCAGUAAACGACGAAGUUGAGGAAGGAGACCUGACCUGGUGCGCUGCUGGGCUUGAAUCGCUGCGGUCCGUGACGUGGGAUCGCGUCAAGGAGGCCACCUGCAGCGACGACGACAUGCGUGCACUGGAGGAGAUAGCAGCGGACGGCUUCCCCGAGUCGAGGACAGGAAUGCCGGUGGCCAUUCGCAACUUCCACCAAUACCGCGAAGACAUUACAUCUGCUGAUGGGGUGGUCCUGUACAAGGACAGAGUGAUCAUUCCACCCUCGCUCCGUGUUCGCAAUGACCAGCUUCCUCCUCGAUCUCUCUAUGACGACUUGGCGCCUUGUGUCACGAUGCCAGCUCUUCCUGUGUCGCCAUUGCCGUCCAGUCGUGUGUGCAGCCCGGUGACACCUGUGGUGGAGUCUGGGCCCACCCCGCCGCCGACGCAUCCACCUGCGGGCUCUCCCCGCCGCGGUUUGCGGCCAGUUUCCCUCAUGCCUGCGGUGCCAGCCCGGGACAUCCCUUGUACUCCGCCACCGGACUCUGUGGCCCCCUUGGCCCCUUCGCCGCCGGCUGCGUCGCCAGCUACGGAGUUACGCCGGUCCACCAGGAAAGCCGGUGUGCCUGCCUGGCAUGGGGACUAUGUCUUGGAAUAG
Messenger RNA from Knipowitschia caucasica, 726 nucleotides. The record is from the annotation of a GenBank genome assembly. NCBI's taxonomy places the organism in Eukaryota, Metazoa, Chordata, Actinopteri, Gobiiformes, Gobiidae.